AUGAAGUUGGAUAAUAUUGUUCAGUUAGGUAGUUUAAUCUCGGUGGCGGUUGCUCAAGAAUAUCUAGAUACCACUACAAGUAAUGAUGAAUAUACAAAUUCAACUACCAUUUCUAAUUUGACUAAUAUUACUCGUUCACAAGUCAAUACAUUUCAACAGAAUCUAGAUGAUUUGACACCGUUUUGUAAAAUGGAUAAAAACCAGGUUUUGGGGCCAAAUUGUGACGUCACGAUUACUGAAAUUAACACUAUUAACCAAAAUAUUAGAAAGGAUCUUGUUGGUUUGGUCAAUACUGACUUCUUCAAGUAUUUUAAAUUUGAUCCAUUCAAGAAAUGCACUAUAUGGGAAAAUAACGAUGGUAUAUGUUUUAGUAGAAGUUGUGCUAUUGAUAUGGUUGAGGAUUGGGAUAGUCUACCAGAAUAUUGGCAGCCUGAAAUUCUUGGUUCUUUGAAUAAUAACUCUUUAAAUGAUAAUAUACCCAAGGAUCACCAGGACUCUUCAUUUUUAGAUCAAUUAUGUGAUAACAAAGAAAAGGAUAAGUACAACGAACAACUUCCAAAGGUUGGAAGAAAUAGUGAAGAAAAUAGUGAUGAGUAUGAUAUAAAUUAUUACGACAUAGACGAUUUUGCUAGUGAAGAUGCAGGCUUAGUUGAUUUAACUGCAAACCCAGAGAGGUUCACAGGUUAUGGUGGUCAACAAGCUGGUCAGAUAUGGAAAAGUAUUUAUGCAGAAAAUUGUUUCGAUUCUUCAGAUAAUGAGACUGAAAAAUGCUUGGCCAAAGAUGCUUUUUAUAGAAUUGUCUCUGGGUUACAUGCCUCUAUCGGUACACAUCUUUCCAACGAUCAUUUAAACACCGAGACUGGUGAAUGGGGACCUAAUUUGGAUUUAUUUAUGAUGAGAGUGGGUAAUUAUCCAGAUAGAGUAUCCAAUAUUUAUUUUAAUUAUGCAAUUGUAGCUAAAGCACUUUGGAAGAUUAAACCAUAUUUGAAAGAAUUAGAUUUUUGUAAUGAUUACGAUAAUGAUGUUAAAUCCAAAAUAUUAAAUAUUGUAUCACAAUUAGACAGUAAGAUCUUUAAUGAAGACGUCAUGUUUAAAGGGGAAGUAGAUCAUAGUUUGAAAGAUGAUUUCAGAAGGAGAUUCAAAAAUGUAACCAAAAUAAUGGAUUGUGUUCAUUGUGAUAGAUGUAAAUUAUGGGGAAAAGUACAAACUACUGGUUAUGCUACUAGUUUGAAGAUUUUAUUUGAACUAGAUGAAACUAAUAAAUCAUCAAGACAACGUAUUGUCAAUAAAUUGACAAAAUUCGAAUUGAUUUCCUUAGUCAAUACUUUUAAUAGAUUAUCUACAUCUGUGGAGGCUAUUAAUAAUUUUGAAAAGAUGUAUCAUGAGCGCGAGAAUGGAUUGAAUAAUAAUGGUGUUGCAUCAUUUUUCAACAAUAAUUUUUUCAAACUACUUUCAAAGGCCAAAGAGACCAUAUGUGAUACUUUCAAUGUCUCCACGACUGAUAAUGAUUCAUGUAACGACAAGAGGAAUGUAAAUGAUAGAGAACAGACAUCUUCGAAAGUAAAGAAUUCUAAGUCUCCAAAAUUUGUUGAUUUAAAGAUACCAAAAAAAUCUAAAGAAACAUUUCAAAAUGGUAUCAAAAUGUCAAAUAAAAAGGGAUUUAGAAACACUAUUAAAGAAGCUUGGGAUAUGGAAUUACAUAAUUACAUGCAAGCUAUUAGAUUUAUAUGGAGAAGUUAUUUUGAUCUACCAAGAAAUCUAUGGAGAUUAUUUAUUAGUAGAGCUGCUAAAUUAUGGAAUUCAUUUAUUGGGUUUGCAGGUUAUGUCAAUGAAGAAGAUGAAAAUCCAAUUGUUUAUGAUCUUGAUUUCCAUUAA
Messenger RNA from Arxiozyma heterogenica, 1875 nucleotides. RefSeq names its product ER oxidoreductin (gene ERO1). Bases 1 to 1875 code for a protein of 624 amino acids. NCBI's taxonomy places the organism in Eukaryota, Fungi, Ascomycota, Saccharomycetes, Saccharomycetales, Saccharomycetaceae. Gene Ontology annotation, molecular function: protein-disulfide reductase activity; FAD binding; thiol oxidase activity. The transcript has a single exon. Gene Ontology annotation, biological process: protein folding in endoplasmic reticulum. Gene Ontology annotation, cellular component: endoplasmic reticulum; endoplasmic reticulum membrane. The record is from RefSeq and is a predicted model, not a curated record.